CUUUCCACCUUCGCAUCCAUCUUCCCGCACCUCCCCAGGGGAUGCCGUAGCCGGUUUUGCGGGUAGUUUCCCCGUAGGCAGGGCCGUCCCCCCUCCGGCUCCCUCGUUUCACUGCGGGCAGCAGCAGCCCCGCGCUGGGCACGGGCAGGCAGCCCGCCGCAUCAACGCACCGUGCCGUGCCGGCUCCCGGAGCAGCGGGCGGACAUGGCGGGGCCCGGCGGGGCGGCGGCGCCGCUGGUGCUGUACCACUGGACGCAGUCCUUCUCCUCGCAGAAGGUGCGCUUGGCCAUCGCUGAGAAAGCGCUAACGUGUGAAGAACACGAUGUAAAUCUGCCCCUGAGCGAACACAACGAGCCGUGGUUUAUGCGCUUAAAUUCGUCUGGAGAAGUACCUGUCCUCAUCCAUGGGGAAAAUAUUAUUUGUGAGGCAACGCAGAUCAUUGAUUAUCUCGAAGCAACGUUUGUAGAUGAAGAAGUGCCAAGACUAAUGCCGGAAGAAGGGAGCAUGUAUUAUCCAAGGGUGCAACACUACAGAGAACUUUUAGACUCCUUGCCUAUGGAUGCCUACACACAUGGCUGCAUUCUGCACCCUGAGUUAACUGUGGACUCCAUGAUUCCAGCCUAUGCUACAAGCAGAAUCCGUAGUCAAAUAAGUAAUACAGAAUCAGAGUUGAAAAAGCUUGCAGAAGAAAAUCCAGACCUUCAAGAUGCCUACAUAGCAAAACAGAAGCGCCUUAAAUCUAAACUGCUGGAUCAUGAUAAUAUAAAAUACCUAAAGAAAAUACUGGAUGAAUUGGAGAAAGUUUUGGAUCAGGUUGAGACUGAAUUGCAGCGUCGAAAUGAGGAAACACCAGAAGAUGGAUGUCAGCCUUGGCUCUGUGGUGAAUUCUUCAGUUUGGCAGAUGUAUCGCUUGCUGUGACGUUACAUCGGUUGAAAUUUCUUGGAUUAGCAAGAAGAAACUGGGGAAACGGAAAACGGCCGAACUUGGAAGCAUAUUAUGAGCGUGUCCUGAAGAGAAAAGCAUUUCAUAAAGUUUUAGGACACGUCAACAAUAUAUUAAUCUCAGCAGUUCUGCCAACUGCAUUUCGAGUGGCCAAGAAGAGAGCGCCCAGAGUUCUUGGCACCACCCUGAUGGUCGGCAUGCUAGCGGGAAUAGCUUAUUUUGCUUUAGUGUGUCUUCGAAAGAGAUUUGCCAAUGUGAUGUUAUCAGUUAGAACCAGACAAAAUUAUUUUUAGACCUGUUUGUCCCUGGUGGUAUGGGGAGGCCAUCUCUAUUCCCCCAGUAGACUAUCUCCAAUAUGAUAUAAGCGUAUAAGAAAGGUUAUGUUCGUGAAUUAGAACUUUGUCACAGUAAUCAUCUUCUGCAGUUGCAUAAUUGGAUUGGUAAUGCUGAGAUAUUUGCAGAAAAUAUAUUUGGGGUUGCAACAAAGGAAAGAAGAUACUUUCUUUUCAGGUGUGGAGGUAUAAGGGCUGUGACAGUGUUUUAUGGAAGUGGUUAGUGUUUCUAUCUCCUUUACCCAGUAGCUGACCUGAUUAUAAUGUAUUUAUUUAAUAGCUGCAGCAAUUUGACAGCUUUUCACUGUGGGUAAAAUGCAUUACUGUGCAGAAACCAGCAUUGUUAAAAUACUGAGGAUAGUACUUAGUUUAAACGCUCAGAGUAGGAUUUGAGUGCCACGUAGGCUCUGUGCCUUUCAUGUGCGAGUUGAAUAUCUCUGUACUGCUGAAUGUCUGCUGAUUUGCAGUUGGAUCUUUAAGAAUGUAUUAUUAAGCAGCCUUCCAGAGCCACUUUUCUGACAGUAUGCUCUUCAUGUAGUAAUGCAGGAAGAGAGCUGAAAGAUAUAUAAAUAUCCAUGAUUUGUGGGCCAUUUGUGUGAAAUUUUUUUAGAGGCAUCAGCAGAUUCUGGACUUCUCUUGAUACACAGAUGAGAGUGGAAAAACUUAAUACUUGCCUUUUCAAUGUAUUUUGGGCAGCCUUUGUCCCAGCCAGAUACCCAGCUCAGCUACAAGGCCUGGCUGAGCCUCACCAAACUAUCCCAGUGCACAUACCGUUCUUUCAUUCUUAUCCCCUCCUUCUGUCUUGCUCUUGUGGUGGCUUGAUACAGUUUUAUCCAUAUUAGUGUCCCACAUACACCCUCUUAUUUCCACUUUGAGCACUGGCUGGUUUUUUUGCACAUGACUUAGCUAUGUUAGCAAUUGCAUGAGCCUCUAUGAAGUAUUUGCCCACAAUGUGCCACAGCCAACUAGAUAAAGUAUGUACAACAAUGCAUUUUGUAAAAACAAUUUAAGAUAGUCUGGUUGCGUAGCCUAUUUUGAAGGUUUAGCAACCUUUUUACUUACUUAUGGAGAGUUAUCAUAUUGGUGAUUAGUGAAAAAUAUAGGUUGGUUUAGGAGUAUGCCCGUUUACCUGAAGGUAGACUUCGAAUCAUUUUGCAGGGAGAAAGCAGUGAGGAGUUGCUGAGAAUUCUGACAUCUGUCUAUAAGUUUUCUGUGUUCUUUCUGAAUGUUAGAAAACCUCAGAAUAUUUACAAGCUGCAGGUAAUUACAACAAGCAAAACAUAACUUGUGAUGCUUGCCUGUCAACAACUAGUGCUAACAGGCCUAGGUGCAUUUUAUAUUUGAUACUGAUGAUUGUGGACUCUCCUCAUCAUUACUACUAAGCACCAAGAAGAUCCACUCUCAAGUUUGCUGUAUAAAAAAAACAGCUAAAAUCAUUGAAUACUCCUCUUUAUAAUUUAAUAUUUUAUUUCUCCAGCAAAAUAAGAUUUCAUUCUCAUUGCUGCAUUUCACUAAUGAGAAGAUCUUACCUAGGAAACAGUAUUUUAUUUGUCAAAAAGACAGUUUUAUGUAAUUCUAUUUCAUGACCCAGAUGUUUUCAUGGACUUGAAUUAAACUGCUCUAUUUAGAAAAAUUUUGUUAUAUGUAGAACAAGUUUAAUCCAACAAUACUGUUGAUGGUCUGACAGCUUUAACUGAGUUUGGUGUUUGUAUAUUGCUGUUCAUCCGCAUUUAAGUGUAACCAACAAAUUCCACCAAGUUACUGAACACAGGGUAAACCUUGUAACUUAACGCUUCCCUGGCACGUACUUCUGGCAGGCCAUCUGUAAAAUAUAAUCUGAUCAAGUCACAGUAAAUCUCAAUAUUUAUGACAGCUCCCCGUAGGAUAAAUUUAGAUUUUAUUUUUCCCCCUUUUUUCUCUUUAAAAUGUGUUAGUUCUAGUUAAGAACACGCAUUUCCAGAAGUGUGCUAGUUUACACUAGCAGCCUUAUGUGCUGAGAUAUAGAAUCAUAGAAUUGCUCAGGUUGGAAAAGACCUUAAAGAUCAAGUCCAGCCUCAACAUAACCAUACUACCCUCACUCUAACAACCCACUGCUAAAUUGUGUCCCUGAGUACCACAUCCAAACGGUUUUUAAACACAUUCAGGGAUGGUGACUCAACCACCUCCCUGAGGAGCCUGUUCUAGUGCUUAACAACCCUUUCU
This is a messenger RNA of Numida meleagris (helmeted guineafowl), 3477 nucleotides long. RefSeq names its product ganglioside induced differentiation associated protein 1 (gene GDAP1). The record is from RefSeq and is a predicted model, not a curated record. Lineage: Eukaryota; Metazoa; Chordata; Aves; Galliformes; Numididae. The coding region runs from base 205 to 1236 and encodes 343 amino acids. The transcript is spliced from 6 exons. Gene Ontology annotation, biological process: mitochondrial fusion; mitochondrial fission. Gene Ontology annotation, cellular component: mitochondrial outer membrane.